GACCGGAUAAGGUUAGUUAAGGCUGCUCUUUUCUGUCUCCAUGUCAGUGGCUUAGCUUCCCGCUGCAGCCAUGGCCGAAGCUUCUAGCUUUACCCCAUCCACUCUCUUCCAUUCUUUCCAUCACUCACGCAGAAUCCAUUCUGGGCUCAUCUGUCAUGCAUUCUUCACCAGAGGAAAUCAAACACAUGUCACCUUACGGUGUUCCUCUGUUUCUGCGAGGGUCACAGAACCCCAAAGACUCCCUUGGGGCUGCGACACCGACUCGCUCGAGAGCACUUCUCUUUUGCAGAAAUGGCUGUCCGACUCUGGUCUUCCUCCCCAAAAAUUGGCCAUUCAAAGAGUGGAUGUUGGAGAGAGAGGCCUAGUUGCUCUUGAGAAAAUCAGGAAGGGAGAGAAACUGCUGUUCCUGCCACCCUCACUCGUUAUCACCGCAGAUUCGGAGUGGAGUGUCUCUGAUGCUGGCCAAGUGUUGAGGAGUUACAAGGUGCCAGAUUGGCCGUUGAUAGCAACAUAUUUAAUAAGUGAAGCAAGCCUGAUGAAAUCUUCAAGAUGGGGAGACUACAUCUCUGCCUUGCCUAGGCAGCCUUACUCACUUUUAUAUUGGACUCGUUCAGAGCUUGAUAGGUAUCUUGAAGCUUCGCAAAUAAGGGAGAGAGCAAUUGAAAGGGUCAAUGAUGUUGUUGGGACGUACAAUGACCUGAGGCUCAGAGUAUUUUCCAAUCAUCCUGAAUUAUUUCCUGAAGAGAUAUUCAAUCUGGAAACCUAUAAAUGGUCAUUCGGCAUCCUCUUCUCACGUUUGGUCCGUUUACCCUCAAUGAAUGGAAGGGUCACACUAGUACCUUGGGCAGACAUGCUGAACCAUAGUUGUCAGGUGGAAGCAUUUCUGGAUUAUGAUAAAUCAUCACGAGGAAUUGUGUUCAGAACUGAUAGGGCAUAUGAGCAAGGUGAACAGGUUUUUAUAUCAUAUGGAAAGAAGUCUAAUGGAGAGUUGUUGCUUUCAUAUGGAUUUGUCCCUAGAGAAGGAACCAAUUCUAAUGACGCAGUUGAGUUGUUAGUCUCAAUUAACAAGUAUGAUAAAUGUUACAAGGAGAAAUCAGAAGUCUUGAAAAAGUACGGGUUAUCCACAUCAGAAAGAUUUCCUGUACAAAUUACUGGGUGGCCUUUGGAGUUGAUGGCGUAUGCUUAUCUAGCCGUCAGCCCCCCAAGUAUGAAUAGACAAUUUGAAAAGAUGGCUGCUGCUGCUGCAUCAAACCAGGCUCCAUCUUCCAAGAAGGAUAUCAAGUAUUCUGAAAUAGAGGAAGAUGCACUGCAGUUAAUUCUUGAUAGUUGUGAGUCUGGCAUAUCAAACUACUCCAAAUUCCUUCAGGCGAGUGGAGAAAUGGAUCUGGAUAUAACAAAUCCAAAGCAGCUUAAUAGAAGGGUGUUCCUGAAAAAGCUAGCAGUGGAUUUGUGCACAAGUGAAAGGAGGAUACUAUACCGGGCACAAUAUAUAUUGAGGAGUCGAUUGAGGAAUAUGAGGAGUGGUGAACUACGGGCGCUUCAGAUUUUUGAUGGGCUGAGAAACCUUUUCAAAUGAGAACACCCGAGGUGAUUUGUUGAAGGAAAUGUGGCUUCACAGUUAUAUAAUCCUAAACAUACGAAUAGGUUUCUGUAGUGUCGGAGAAUAAAGGGAAAAUGCUUUCUUUUACUUCCUUGGCUGACAGUACAUUUCAAAAUUUGGUCCUUUUGUGUUAUCCCAAAAUAAGUGUAACAUUUCUUUUUUUGGAAAGAAAUACGUGGUCUAAAAUAUUUCAUUUUAAUAUACUCAAAUCUCAAUCACAUUUUUUUAAUUUU
This is a messenger RNA of Cuscuta europaea, 1833 nucleotides long. Lineage: Eukaryota; Viridiplantae; Streptophyta; Magnoliopsida; Solanales; Convolvulaceae. The record is from the annotation of a GenBank genome assembly.